Closterium sp. Naga37s-1 is the source of this 4842-nucleotide messenger RNA. The record is from the annotation of a GenBank genome assembly. NCBI's taxonomy places the organism in Eukaryota, Viridiplantae, Streptophyta, Zygnematophyceae, Desmidiales, Closteriaceae.
AUGGUGCAUGGGUACCUUGUGUCUGCUGUGGAACAUGGUGCCUCACCGCUGGGCAUCGAGGAUGCAGUGCCUCACCGCUGGGCGUGGAGGAUGCAGUGCCUCACCGCUGGGCGUCGAGGAUGCAGUGCCUCACCGCUGGGCGUCGAGGAUGCAGUGCCUCACCGCUGGGCAUGGAGGAUGCAGUGGCUCACCGCUGGGCGUGGAGGAUGCAGUGCCUCACCGCUGGGCGUCGAGGAUGCAGUGCCUCACCGCUGGGCGUCGAGGAUGCAAUGCCUCACCGCUGGGCGUCGAGGAUGCAGUGCCUCACCGCUGGAGUCGAGGAUGCAGUGCCUCACCGCUGGGCGUCGAGGAUGCAGUGCCUCACCGCUGGGCGUCGAGGAUGCAGUGCCUCACCGCUGGGCGUCGAGGAUGCAGUGCCUCACCGCUGGAGUCGAGGAUGCAGUGCCUCACCGCUGGGCGUCGAGGAUGCAGUGCCUCACCGCUGGGCGUGGAGGAUGCAGUGCCUCACCGCUGGGCGUGGAGGAUGCAGUGCCUCACCGCUGGGCGUCGAGGAUGCAGUGCCUCACCGCUGGGCGUCGAGGAUGCAGUGCCUCACCGCUGGGCGUCGAGGAUGCAGUGCCUCACCGCUGGGCGUCGAGGAUGCAGUGCCUCACCGCUGGGCGUCGAGGAUGCAGUGCCUCACCGCUGGGCGUCGAGGAUGCAGUGCCUCACCGCUGGGCGUCGAGGAUGCAGUGCCUCACCGCUGGGCGACGAGGAUGCAGUGCCUCACCGCUGGAGUCGAGGAUGCAGUGCCUCACCGCUGGGCGUCGAGGAUGCAGUGCCUCACCGCUGGGCGUCGAGGAUGCAGUGCCUCACCGCUGGGCGUGGAGGAUGCAGUGCCUCACCGCUGGGCGUCGAGGAUGCAGUGCCUCACCGCUGGGCGUGGAGGAUGCAGUACCUCACCGCUGGGCGUCGAGGAUGCAGUGCCUCACCGGUGGGCGUCGAGGAUGCAGUGCCUCACCGCUGGGCGUCGAGGAUGCAGUGCCUCACCGCUGGAGUCGAGGAUGCAGUGCCUCACCGCUGGGCGUCGAGGAUGCAGUGCCUCACCGCUGGGCGUCGAGGAUGCAGUGCCUCACCGCUGGGCGUCGAGGAUGCAGUGCCUCACCGCUGGAGUCGAGGAUGCAGUGCCUCACCGCUGGGCGUCGAGGAUGCAGUGCCUCACCGCUGGGCGUGGAGGAUGCAGUGCCUCACCGCUGGGCGUCGAGGAUGCAGUGCCUCACCGCUGGGCGUCGAGGAUGCAGUGCCUCACCGCUGGGCGUCGAGGAUGCAGUGCCUCACCGCUGGGCGUCGAGGAUGCAGUGCCUCACCGCUGGGCGUCGAGGAUGCAGUGCCUCACCGCUGGGCGUCGAGGAUGCAGUGCCUCACCGCUGGGCGUCGAGGAUGCAGUGCCUCACCGCUGGGCGUCGAGGAUGCAGUGCCUCACCGCUGGGCGUGGAGGAUGCAGUGCCUCACCGCUGGGCGUGGAGGAUGCAGUGCCUCACCGCUGGGCGUGGAGGAUGCAGUGCCUCACCGCUGGGCGUGGAGGAUGCAGUGCCUCACCGCUGGGCGUCGAGGAUGCAGUGCCUCACCGCUGGGCGUCGAGGAUGCAGUGCCUCACCGCUGGGCGUGGAGGAUGCAGUGCCUCACCGCUGGGCGUCGAGGAUGCAGUGCCUCACCGGUGGGCGUCGAGGAUGCAGUGCCUCACCGCUGGGCGUCGAGGAUGCAGUGCCUCACCGCUGGGCGUCGAGGAUGCAGUGCCUCACCGCUGGGCGUCGAGGAUGCAGUGCCUCACCGCUGGGCGUCGAGGAUGCAGUGCCUCACCGCUGGGCGUCGAGGAUGCAGUGCCUCACCGCUGGGCGUCGAGGAUGCAGUGCCUCACCGCUGGGCGUGGAGGAUGCAGUGCCUCACCGCUGGGCGUCGAGGAUGCAGUGCCUCACCGCUGGGCGUCGAGGAUGCAGUGCCUCACCGCUGGGCGACGAGGAUGCAGUGCCUCACCGCUGGAGUCGAGGAUGCAGUGCCUCACCGCUGGGCGUCGAGGAUGCAGUGCCUCACCGCUGGGCGUCGAGGAUGCAGUGCCUCACCGCUGGGCGUGGAGGAUGCAGUGCCUCACCGCUGGGCGUCGAGGAUGCAGUGCCUCACCGCUGGGCGUGGAGGAUGCAGUACCUCACCGCUGGGCGUCGAGGAUGCAGUGCCUCACCGGUGGGCGUCGAGGAUGCAGUGCCUCACCGGUGGGCGUCGAGGAUGCAGUGCCUCACCGCUGGGCGUCGAGGAUGCAGUGCCUCACCGCUGGGCGUCGAGGAUGCAGUGCCUCACCGCUGGGCGUGGAGGAUGCAGUGCCUCACCGGUGGGCGUCGAGGAUGCAGUGCCUCACCGGUGGGCGUCGAGGAUGCAGUGCCUCACCGCUGGGCGUCGAGGAUGCAGUGCCUCGCCGCUGGGCGUCGAGGAUGCAGUGCCUCACCGCUGGGCGUUGAGGAUGCAGUGCCUCACCGCUGGGCGUCGAGGAUGCAGUGCCUCACCGCUGGGCGUCGAGGAUGCAGUGCCUCACCGCUGGGCGUCGAGGAUGCAGUGCCUCACCGCUGGGCGUCGAGGAUGCAGUGCCUCACCGCUGGGCGUCGAGGAUGCAGUGCCUCACCGCUGGGCGUGGAGGAUGCAGUGCCUCACCGGUGGGCGUCGAGGAUGCAGUGCCUCACCGGUGGGCGUCGAGGAUGCAGUGCCUCACCGGUGGGCGUCGAGGAUGCAGUGCCUCACCGCUGGGCGUCGAGGAUGCAGUGCCUCGCCGCUGGGCGUCGAGGAUGCAGUGCCUCACCGCUGGGCGUCGAGGAUGCAGUGCCUCACCGCUGGGCGUCGAGGAUGCAGUGCCUCACCGCUGGGCGUCGAGGAUGCAGUGCCUCACCGCUGGGCGUCGAGGAUGCAGUGCCUCACCGCUGGGCGUCGAGGAUGCAGUGCCUCACCGCUGGGCGUGGAGGAUGCAGUGCCUCACCGCUGGGCGUCGAGGAUGCAGUGCCUCACCGCUGGGCGUGGAGGAUGCAGUGCCUCACCGCUGGGCGUCGAGGAUGCAGUGCCUCACCGCUGGGCGUGGAGGAUGCAGUGCCUCACCGCUGGGCGUGGAGGAUGCAGUGCCUCACCGCUGGGCGUCGAGGAUGCAGUGCCUCACCGCUGGGCGUCGAGGAUGCAGUGCCUCACCGCUGGGCGUCGAGGAUGCAGUGCCUCACCGCUGGGCGUCGAGGAUGCAGUGCCUCACCGCUGGGCGUCGAGGAUGCAGUGCCUCACCGCUGGGCGUCGAGGAUGCAGUGCCUCACCGCUGGGCGUCGAGGAUGCAGUGCCUCACCGCUGGGCGUCGAGGAUGCAGUGCCUCACCGCUGGGCGUCGAGGAUGCAGUGCCUCACCGCUGGGCGUCGAGGAUGCAGUGCCUCACCGCUGGGCGUCGAGGAUGCAGUGCCUCACCGCUGGGCGUCGAGGAUGCAGUGCCUCACCGCUGGGCGUCGAGGAUGCAGUGCCUCACCGCUGGGCGUCGAGGAUGCAGUGCCUCACCGCUGGGCGUCGAGGAUGCAGUGCCUCACCGCUGGGCGUCGAGGAUGCAGUGCCUCACCGCUGGGCGUCGAGGAUGCAGUGCCUCACCGCUGGGCGUCGAGGAUGCAGUGCCUCACCGCUGGGCGUCGAGGAUGCAGUGCCUCACCGCUGGGCGUCGAGGAUGCAGUGCCUCACCGCUGGGCGUCGAGGAUGCAGUGCCUCACCGCUGGGCGUCGAGGAUGCAGUGCCUCACCGCUGGGCGUCGAGGAUGCAGUGCCUCACCGCUGGGCGUCGAGGAUGCAGUGCCUCACCGCUGGGCGUCGAGGAUGCAGUGCCUCACCGCUGGGCGUCGAGGAUGCAGUGCCUCACCGCUGGGCGUCGAGGAUGCAGUGCCUCACCGCUGGGCGUCGAGGAUGCAGUGCCUCACCGCUGGGCGUCGAGGAUGCAGUGCCUCACCGCUGGGCGUGGAGGAUGCAGUGCCUCACCGCUGGGCGUCGAGGAUGCAGUGCCUCACCGCUGGGCGUCGAGGAUGCAGUGCCUCACCGCUGGGCGUCGAGGAUGCAGUGCCUCACCGCUGGGCGUCGAGGAUGCAGUGCCUCACCGCUGGGCGUGGAGGAUGCAGUGCCUCACCGCUGGGCGUCGAGGAUGCAGUGCCUCACCGCUGGGCAUCGAGGAUGCAGUGCCUCACCGCUGGGCGUCGAGGAUGCAGUGCCUCACCGCUGGGCGUCGAGGAUGCAGUGCCUCACCGCUGGGCGUCGAGGAUGCAGUGCCUCACCGCUGGGCGUCGAGGAUGCAGUGCCUCACCGCUGGGCGUCGAGGAUGCAGUGCCUCACCGCUGGGCGUCGAGGAUGCAGUGCCUCACCGCUGGGCGUCGAGGAUGCAGUGCCUCACCGCUGGGCGUCGAGGAUGCAGUGCCUCACCGCUGGGCGUCGAGGAUGCAGUGCCUCACCGCUGGGCGUCGAGGAUGCAGUGCCUCACCGCUGGGCGUCGAGGAUGCAGUGCCUCACCGCUGGGCGUCGAGGAUGCAGUGCCUCACCGCUGGGCGUGGAGGAUGCAGUGCCUCACCGCUGGGCGUCGAGGAUGCAGUGCCUCACCACUGGGCGUCGAGGAUGCAGUGCCUCACCGCUGGGCGUCGAGGAUGCAGUGCAGGCGCAGGUAGACGGCGUACUUGUCCGUGAACUCCGCGUGGUACCCCGCGUACCUGCCACCCCCGCCCCCCCCCACCAUGAAUCAUGUGCUCCGUCAGAAUGCAGCGUUCUGGGCAGGCAUGGCAUGCAGUGGUGGUGUGUGCUGCUAUGGUACACAGUGGUGUGA